AUGAAAUGGGCAGACAUCAGUAAGAGUUUUCCUGGACGGAAACCAGAUAGUUGCCGGGUACACUACCACCACCACAUCGACCAGCAAGGUUUCGACAAGGAAAUGAAGACCAAUUUUGCUAAAGCUUAUGAACGGCUGAAAGAGGAGACUUGGACACCAAUCGCCAAAGAAUUAGGUAUUUCAUGGGAAGUCGUGGAAGCUUUGCAUUGGAAAAUGAGCAAAGAUGGUAUUGCUCGUCGCGCCAGUGCCGUCCCUUCCAAGCGCAGGGGGAGAAAUAGAACAUCGUCACCAGUCCCUAGCUGCUCACCUGAGUGCCCAGGAGAUCAAGCGGCCUCGCCUCGCCCUGAUGUUCAACUGCCGCCGUUUCUCCACCAACAUCCGAGCCAAUUGCAUGGGCAGGUUCAACUACCGUCUUUCAAAGAAGUGAUAGACGGUUUCCUGGCUGCAGAGGAUGGAUCGGAUUUAGCUAGCUAA
Molecule: messenger RNA, 474 nt
Organism: Talaromyces stipitatus ATCC 10500
Lineage: Eukaryota; Fungi; Ascomycota; Eurotiomycetes; Eurotiales; Trichocomaceae
Exons: 2
Coding region: 1-474 (157 amino acids)
Source: RefSeq, a predicted model, not a curated record